AUGCUAACUCUUAAAGAAAAUUUAUUUUAUCAAAGACCACACUCUCAUUUUACUAGGCCAAAUUGUGGGAGUACAGCCUGUGUAGCUUUGAUCAGAAAUAAGCAACUCUUUGUGGCAAAUGCUGGUGACUCCCGCUGUGUCAUCUCAAGGAAUGGUCAGGCAUAUAAUUUGUCUAGAGACCAUAAACCAGAGCUCGAGGCAGAGAGAGAGAGGAUACAGAGUGCAGGUAGUUUCAUUCUAAUGGGGCAUGUAAAUGGAAAUCUAAACUUGUCAAGAGCUAUCGGAGACAUGAAGUUCAAACAAAAUAAGUUCUUGCCCCCCGAUAAGCAAAUCCUGACUGCGAACCCCGACAUAAACAUUGUCGAGCUAUGUGAUGACGACGAAUUCAUUGUUUUGGCAUGCGAUGGCAUAUGGGACUGCAUGUCAAGCCAGCAGUUGGUCGAUUUCAUCCGCGAGCAUAUAGACACAGUAAGUACCAAGCAAUUUAACAUUAUUUGCCCUUUUGAAAAUUGUAAGCACCAUCUUCGGAUCGCCUUUGGGCUUUCUUUGGCAAUUGCUCAUGCUGAUGUUGUCCUGGCCAUAUGCUUUCUAGAAACUGAAUGA
Molecule: messenger RNA, 603 nt
Organism: Zea mays
Lineage: Eukaryota; Viridiplantae; Streptophyta; Magnoliopsida; Poales; Poaceae
Product: probable protein phosphatase 2C 58
Exons: 6
Coding region: 1-603 (200 amino acids)
Biological process (GO): protein dephosphorylation
Molecular function (GO): protein serine/threonine phosphatase activity
Source: RefSeq, a predicted model, not a curated record